AUGCCUCUCUCGCUGCACGAGGCCCUGCAGAAUCCCAGGAUUCUGCGAGACCUUCAGCUGAACCCUAAGACUUUCAAGUUUCGCGAGGACGUGGAGCUGAAGAUCGCCGGAGAGAGCUCAGCUUUCAUGAACUUCCGACCGGAUCCUUUCAUGGAGGGUCGGAGCAUAAUGGGCGGACCUGUGGGAAAGCUGGUCACCCACUUAGCCAAGGCUCUGAAUUUCACGUGGUACCCGGUGCGGCCGGCUGAUGGAACCUUUGGCUCGAAGAUGCCAAACGGAAGCUGGUCCGGAGUCAUGGGAUUAGUCAACAGAGGGGAGGCAGAUAUGGGCUUCGGACCUCUACUGAUGUCACUUCAGAGAAGCGAAGGCGUAGACUUCAGUGACACGCUGAUGUUUUUUAAUUUCAAAGUGAUGUCCGGCAGAGGAAGCCCCGAGUUGAACCCCUGGGGCUUCCUGUACCCCCUUACCCCCGUGGUGUGGUUGGGCCUCUUUAUUGCCUUGGUGUGCGUGUGGCUGGCGUCGGUGCUGCUGGUUCACCAUGCCUUGAGGUCCACGUGGUUCGAUCGGGUGGUUCGCCAGUUCACCACCUGUCUCCGCGUUCUCCUGCGCCAAGAUCUCCCCAAGGGGUUUUCCCACGGGCGUGAAAUGACCUUGGUUGGCAGCUGGAUGAUGGUGACCAUGAUCGUCAUUAUGGGCUAUUCAAGCACUCUGGUCUCGCUUCUGGCCGCCAGGAACAUCCCGCAGCCGAUUCAGUCUCUGGCGGAUCUUGUUGACUCCGACAACGUUGUUAUCCUGAAACCGGACAGCGGAUCGACGACUUAUGUCCUUCCAACGAUGGGCUUCGAAAGCUCGACGUCGGGCAUCUACAAAGAACUGGGGGACCUGCGCCUCGUGAAUAGGAUGGCCUUCAUCAAGUCGAAGGACAGAGACACGGCGCUCGACACCCUGGUCCGCGGCGGCCUUCACUCCUUUUAUGAUGUGGAUUUCAGCCUGUCUGAGCUCAUAUCGGAUGACUUCUCCAAAUUAGGGCGCUGCGAUUUCUACCUGAGUCGCGAGUCCAGCCUGGCGAGGCCGGCGAGCGUGGGCGUGACCCCAGGGAGCGCCAUCCUUCCGGCCCUCAACCACAGGAUCCACGACGUGCUGGCGGCCGGCCUCUUCGACUAUUGGAUGGCGCAGGCCAUCAGAAACUCGACCAUCUGCCGGAAGGCGCCCAACACCAUCACUGUGCGGGCGCCUCUCUCCCUCAAGGUCUGCUGGGGAAUGUUUACCGUGUGGGCGGUCGGGCUGCUCUUGGCCCUGCUCACCUUCAGCCUAGAAAUCGUAGCUGCCAACGCCGUCAAAGGCCGCGCUCCACCCUCAUCGGAAAAUCUGGAGUGA
Penaeus indicus is the source of this 1377-nucleotide messenger RNA. RefSeq names its product probable glutamate receptor. The record is from RefSeq and is a predicted model, not a curated record. Bases 1 to 1377 code for a protein of 458 amino acids. NCBI's taxonomy places the organism in Eukaryota, Metazoa, Arthropoda, Malacostraca, Decapoda, Penaeidae. Gene Ontology annotation, cellular component: membrane. The transcript has 10 exons. Gene Ontology annotation, molecular function: ligand-gated monoatomic ion channel activity.